AGUUAUCGCUUGACCACGAACCGGUCCAAUGAGAUUAGUCCAGUGCAAGCUGAAUUCCUGACGAGUUUUCCUUUGGUUUCACUCGAGUUUCAAUAGUGUUUUCAUUGGAGAUGAUUUUAAACUCACGGCUUUCGGUGAGAGUGAUUCAUGGAAGUUUAAUGGAACGAUACAUCAUCAAUCACUUGGCAUAAUUUUGCUUUUGAUGGCACACGGGAAUUUAUUUCCAAAUUAUCAGCGAGAAGAGCGCAAUUCGGAUAAUGUCGGAUGCUUCAUUUGCCAUAGCAGUUCAUAAAUUAGAAACUCAGUGAAGUAUUCUGUUGCGUGCGGUGAGAUAACUCUAAAAGGAAUUCCACACAUACAUUAACUUCUCUCUUCUCGAUGUUGACAAAGUCCAGCUCGACAGUAACUCCAUUAAAAAUCAGCAUUAACGGUUCAAUUGCGAUGUGUGGAACCGAAGAGACAGCGGCUUCAGGAAAUAAACCACUGAAAAUCCUCACCAAUAAAAUAAUCAAAAUGACAACAACUCUCCAUGAGCAGUCCUGAUUAAAAAAAUUCAAGAGCUCAAGGCGAUGUUGUUGCUGGCCACGUGCCUGGUGAUUCGAGGGGAGGUACCAAAGCCAAGUUACGCGAGAACGAUGUUAAAAGUUUCAAGGAGUCUCCCAGGUGAGACCCAAGAGUUGAAGGUGCGAACGAGUGAAGGAAACGUGGCGACGCUGAUAGUGAAAAGACGAGAAAAAUCGGGGAAUUUGAGUCCUUCAAGGCCGGAGAACACGAAGAACACGGAGAACACGUCGAAGACGGAGCCACCCAGGAACGAGCCGACGUUCUUCAGAUUGAGUUCCCAGUCGUCGGAACGCGACACCUGGCGGCCCUUGGGAGAGACUCCCACAAAGCCCCAGGAGCCGACGACGGAGUCCUACCUGAGCUGGAAGCCCCUGCCCCCGGACACCACCAGGGCGACCACCGAAGAACGAACCAACUACGGCCUCGUCUUCGCCAGGCACUUUCAGGAACGCGAUGACCGUACCCUCGAGCCCCAGGAUCAACGGAGAACCUAUACUGUUCUUCCGCACUCAAGGCCACCCACACGCACAAAUAUAGGUGCGAACCUGGGGAAAAAUCGGGGUGGAAAGAACGUCCCUCCUGAGGUGACCGUUCGAUCCGAGAUCAACGUCAAAAGCUUCCCCGACAGGACCCCCAUGUCCAUCGACGCCAACGGCACCCCCGUCAUCACUGGUAAACGCGUCCCAGACGAACCCAUCGAUCAAAUCCAAAUCUGGAGGAACGCCCGCGUCAUAAACAACAAAUUAGUUCCAGACGCCGUCGCGAGUGACGCAACCAGCGUCGGUGACCCCGGCACCGAGAGGCGCCGGUUCGAGAGAUUCUUUCAGGAUGUAAAUAGAAGCACCCACCAACAGGCGUUAACCCCGGAACUCUGGCUUCGCAGGUACGGCCGAAAUUUCGACGAUGAUGGGCCAAACGUCUACUACGAGUGGGAUCCAAAGACCCACCGAAACGUUCUCCUGAAUGCUGAUAUCUACGAAACGGGCAACGAGCCGUACCGCUCAAACAUCCAAAAGCGAAUGCUUCAUCCUGACUCCCCACAGACCUAUCCACCCUCUCAGAUGUACACACCAGAGAGUCAAAAGAUAGCGCCUUUGACUCUAAAACCAGGUGCAAGAACGCCAGUUCUUCAGUACGCGCACCCUGAGCUCGGUGUCCAGCCCGCAAAGAUCUUGAAGAUCGAGAAGAAGCGACCGGACAAUUUUCCGGAGAAUCAGAACUCCUUCACGGAGCAGAGACACAAGAAGAAGUACGUGCUGAACGACAAGAACGUCAUCGACUCGUACAGCGCGAAGAAUUAUUAUCCAAAUCAGCACUUCUACGGAUUGAAGCGGCCGUCGGAGCCUCCGUUCUGGGUGAAGAUAUCGGAGAACCUGAGGAAUCAGUUCUCAACGGGAGUUGAGAAGGUCUCGCAGUUCACGAAACCGGUGUUUGAUCCUCUGGUGGAGGCGACCCAGAAGAUAUCGCAGAAUUUGGGGCUGUCCAGGGGUCAGGAGGCCCAGGAGAAAAUUGGAACGGUUGCAGGAGCGUCGAUGCUCAUUCCAGCUCUGGGACUCGUGGCGUCUGGGGCUGCCCUCGGGAUCGGUGCUGUGGCUGUUGGGCGAUUCCUCGACGUCGAGGUAGGGAAGAGGUCGAAUGAUGAGAAUAACGAAGAGCUGGAGAAUGAGAGAGCUCUACAAGCGGUGGCUGAUGAACAAGCUGGAGGGAAAGUCACGGGUGAGAGGUUGAAGAGGAGUUUGGAUGAUCCUAAUCUUUUUCCUCUACCUCUGGAGGAGCAGGACGACAGGAGCAGGAGAUUGAGGAGAACUGGAGACGAUCUGGGCGAGUUUAUCGAGGUUGAUGUCCCUCAGAAUGAUGUUCUUCUUCUUUUUGAGGAGAACAGCAUUCUGGAGAAUGAGGGCGAGACCAGGAGUCGCAGGAGUCUUGAUAGGAAUCUCGAGGAUGCCCUCCAGAAUCUGGAGAACGCAGAAAUCUCUGAGGUGGCACAUGUCAGUGGAGACUGGACACAUACACCCUGCUCUAAGAGAAUAUUCUGCGACGCCAUGAUUCAACAAGGAGAUGACGCACAUAUCCUCAUGGAAAAGAAGAUGGACUCACUUCUUCGUUCGAUUCAGCCAGAGGCGGCAGCUCAGGUGUCGAGUCAUUUCCACGAGGUAAUGGACGCCGUCAGAAGACACGAUUGUUCAAGAUUUCUGUGCCCACAAGCACGACCCGCCAAUGUCUUCUUCUAGACGACUUCUAGAUCCCCAAGAUUGUAUCGUUACUGGAACACAAAGGGAGCAUCAUAUUAUUUUCUUGUGGAUACAUUAAAUGUUCCGGGGAAUCCCAUCGAUUUUUUUGAGAUGUCAGCCCGGGAAAAUUCCCGCACAAAUUAGCGUAGUAACGCCAGACUGCAAAAAAUGGGCACACGUUGCUUUUAUAUUGAUAUAUGUUAUUUUAUUAUUUAAUCAUUGUGAGAAUGACUGGUACUUGUGUAUUUAUUUCAUCCUCGGUUCACGUACAGAACUGAGGGAUUUAUUUCAAUAAUUUUUAUUACGUCGGUAUUAAUUCACGCGUACGAGUGCUAACAGAAUAGUUCAAUACGAAAUAAAUGAAUUUUUUUCUAUCGAAAAUCCGACGUUUGUAUAUUUUAUUACCCAAAAUUGUAAUCGAA
This is a messenger RNA of Fopius arisanus, 3217 nucleotides long. RefSeq lists its product as uncharacterized. The record is from RefSeq and is a predicted model, not a curated record. NCBI's taxonomy places the organism in Eukaryota, Metazoa, Arthropoda, Insecta, Hymenoptera, Braconidae. Bases 570 to 2795 code for a protein of 741 amino acids. The transcript has 4 exons.